UGCACUGGAGAGACCGUUUCCGUUUCCCUCGCCUUUUUUCUGCCUUGUCGCUCCUCUGCACGCGGCGUUCGCCUCGUCAUUUCCGUUGCAUUCUCCUCGGUCGCGCGUCCUGCCUCUGCGGACUUCUCGCUCUUUUCGCGCCUCCCUCUCGACGACCCCUGUCUCCUGCAGCCGCGCUCUCCUUUUUUCUUCACACCGUUCCCCGCGAUUUCCUCUUUUCUUCGCCCGCGGGAUCCUCGGAGCUCUCUGCUUCCAUCCGCUAACCUUGCUCCGUACUGCUGGUCACACCUGGCGACGACUCACCAGCCGAGAGAGUUUCGCUGUGCGCCCCCGCCUCUCCCCCUCCGCUGCCGCCUCUCUCCCCAGUGACUUUUUUGCGACCUGCUCUUCAACGCUCGGCCUGCGUAGACGCGCUGCUUCUUUCGACUGCGAAGACAAGAUGGCCGGCGGCAUUCGCAGACCGCAAUCCGUUCCGGCGGAGAAAAAGGAGGAGAGUCAGAAGAAGCGGUCUCCGAAUCGGCUGAUCGUCGAGGAGGCGAUCAACGACGACAACAGCGUCGUGGCGCUGAACCCAGCGAAGAUGGAGGAGCUGCAGAUCUUCCGAGGAGACACCGUCCUUCUGAAGGGAAAGAUGCGGCAUGACACCGUCUGCGUCGUCCUGGCCGACCAGGACCUCGACGAAGGAAAGAUUCGCCUGAACAAAGUCGUGCGCAAGAACCUCAGAGUGAAGCUCGGAGAUAUGGUGCACGUGAGUGCCUGCCCAGACUGUCCGUACGGCAAGCGCAUCCACGUUCUCCCGCUGGACGACACCAUCGAGGGCAUCACAGGCAAUCUUUUCGACAUCUACCUCAAGCCGUAUUUCAUGGAAGCGUAUCGCCCUGUUCGCAAGGGAGAUCUUUUCCUUGUUCGCGGCGGCUUCCGUCCUGUAGAAUUCAAGGAAAGUCUCAAAAUAGUUGUGGGCGUCGACCCGGGAGAAUUCUGCAUUGUCGCCCCCGACACCGUCAUUCACUGCGAGGGUGACCCCGUAAAGCGAGAAGAAGAAGAGCGUCUCGACGAAGUUGGAUACGACGACAUUGGUGGCUGUCGCAAACAAAUGGCGCAGAUUCGUGAGAUGAUUGAACUGCCGCUCCGUCACCCGACACUCUUCAAAACUCUGGGUGUAAAGCCCCCGCGCGGAGUCCUCCUCUACGGCCCCCCAGGCAGCGGCAAGACCUUGAUCGCGAAGGCCGUCGCGAACGAGACAGGAGCGUUCUUCUUCCUCAUCAACGGCCCGGAGGUGAUGAGCAAGAUGGCAGGUGAAGCUGAGAGCAACUUGCGUCGCGCGUUCGAAGAGGCAGAGAAGAACGCGCCUGCAAUUAUCUUCAUCGACGAAAUUGAUUCCAUUGCUCCCAAGAGAGAAAAGACGAACGGAGAAGUUGAGCGCCGCGUCGUGUCUCAGCUCCUUACCCUCAUGGACGGCCUCAAGGGACGAGGACAGGUCGUCGUCAUUGGGGCGACGAACCGUCAGAACUCGAUCGACCCGGCGCUGCGCCGCUUCGGACGCUUCGACCGAGAAAUUGAUAUCGGCGUCCCCGACGACAACGGACGUCUGGAAAUCCUGCGCAUCCAUACGCGGAACAUGAAGCUGGCCAACGAUGUGAAGCUCGAGGAGCUCGCAGCGAACACUCACGGCUUCGUUGGCGCUGAUUUGGCGCAGUUGUGCACCGAGGCCGCGCUGUCCUGCAUUCGCGAGAAGAUGGAUUUGAUUGACUUGGAAGACGACACGAUCGACGCGCAGGUUCUCAACAGCAUGGCCGUGACUCAGGAGCACUUUACCAGUGCGCUCCAGUGCUGCAAUCCGAGCAGCUUGAGAGAGACGGUCGUCGAAGUCCCGAAUGUCAAAUGGGAUGACAUCGGCGGUCUGGAAGAUGUGAAGCGCAACCUGCAAGAGAUGAUUCUGUACCCUAUCGACCAUCCUGAGAAGUACGAGAAGUUCGGCAUGAGUCCGAGUCGAGGCGUCCUUUUCUACGGACCGCCUGGGUGCGGGAAGACUCUGCUUGCGAAGGCUGUGGCGAGCGAGUGCUCUGCGAACUUCGUCUCGAUCAAAGGUCCGGAACUCCUCACUAUGUGGUUUGGCGAGUCCGAGGCGAACGUUCGAGAAGUCUUCGACAAGGCGCGCGCGGCGAGUCCUUGUGUGCUCUUCUUCGACGAGUUGGACUCCAUCGGGACGCAGCGCGGAAACUCACUGGGCGACGCAGGCGGCGCAGGCGACCGCGUCAUGAAUCAGAUGCUCACGGAGAUCGACGGUGUAGGACCAAUGAAGAACCUCUUCUUCAUCGGCGCGACAAACCGGCCGGAGCUCCUCGACGAGGCGCUGCUUCGGCCUGGACGGCUCGACCAACUCAUCUACAUUCCUCUCCCCGACCUCCCUGCCCGGAUCAGCAUUCUCCAGGCCACUUUGAGGAAGGCGCCCGUCGCAAAGAACGUCCCCGUUCCUUUCUUGGCGCAGAAGACAGCCGGAUUCUCCGGUGCCGACCUGGCGGAGCUUUGCCAGCGCGCAGCGAAGGCCGCUAUUCGCGAUGCGAUCGCGGCUGAGGAACUUGCGCAAGUGAAUGCAGGCGCGGACGAGAUGGACGCCGAAGAAGAGGAGAAAACUGACAUUGUGUAUGAGAUCACCCGCAAACAUUUCGAGGAAGGACUGGCAGGGGCGCGUCGGAGUGUAUCCCAGACGGACUUGACCAAGUACGACAACUUCCGGAUGAAGUUCGAUCCUCUCUACAAGAGCCAGGCAGCCGGUGGCGAGACGCAGGUUCUCAUCGAAUGGCCCGACGACGCGAACGAUGCAUCGGGAGGCAUUGCGGGUGACGACGCGGAUGACGAUGACCUCUACUCGUAGAGGAGCGGUGGCCGUGCAAAGAGCAAGUUGGAGGAGUGUGUUUGUCAGCAUGCGGAGCAGCGUAGAACGGACUACGCUUGUGCAAGAUGGUCGAAAAGAUGGGGCGACAGCUGGAUGCAGAAGUCAAGAAAAGCGUGAGAAAGGCUGCUUUGCUCUGAAUCGCACUUUGCGUUUUUCCGUGGAGGAGCUGCUCAAGACACACCAAGUGGGGUGUCUGCAUCUCUCAACGCGGAAAACCAGUUCUCCAGUUUUUGCUCGGUCGUGGUAAACCUCGCUGUGUGCGGGCCGCGCAUGCAGGCGCAAGUCCGCGCGAAAAGCGUCGCUUUCCUCCGAGAGGCGAAGCGCAGAACGAGCGUCUGGGUCUCUCCCCGUUGCUCCGCCAGGCUCGGAAAAUGGAAUCCGACAGAAAGGCGUUUCGUGAGGGAAAAGAGUCUGCGGGAAAAAGGAAGGAACCACGGGGGUGUAGGACUCAAGAAAGAACUUGUGAAGAAGCUCUGUUCGCUGGAGAGAAGGAGACAACAGGCGACACAGAAGAGAGCAUGACGGGAGAAGUCUGAACGCGCGCAAGGCAGCGAGAGAGAAAAAGCAGAGAGAAGCGGCGUUUGCGCUCGGAAAGAAACGCGCGGUGGCCAGUGGGGAGCGCCGGGACCGGAGAUGCGCAGAUCUCUGCGAGUUUAACUGUUCUCGUAUUCGCGACGGUUGUCUUCCGCGUCGACAGUGGCUGCCUAAGCAGAGGCUCGAGCAAUGUGAAUAGAAAAUAAGUACAACUAUUGGAGUGCAGCCUUCAGAGGAGAGACGGUGAAAUGCAAGACAGAGCAGUCUUUCAAUGUUGAAUCAGACGCAUGGAUGAGCACGAAGAGUUUCAGAAGCCUCCAGUCGCCAGCCGGAUCUGCGGACCAAAAACAGAGGCCGUGGAAUCCACCAUUUUUUCGAUGGAGGAAACGCAUGUCUUGCAGUGAAAGAGACCGAGGCUCUCUCAGCUCUUCCGGCUGGUCUGCGAACAUGACCCAUCUCUGUUGGGGGCUCGGGACUGGAGUUGCAUUUGUGUUUGUGCUUAUUUGUGGAGGUGCGUGGAUGUAAAAGAAUUCCUCGAUUUCUUUUCCAGUUGAUUCUCUGGCUGUGACUUCGAUGACGAAGUAAGCUUCGGCACACAGAUACCGGGAAAGUGAAAAACUCGAAUCGGUCUCCAGUCAGUUCAACGGUCCAA
Toxoplasma gondii ME49 is the source of this 4082-nucleotide messenger RNA. It is a transcript of the gene CDC48CY, whose product is annotated as cell division protein CDC48CY. Gene Ontology annotation, molecular function: ATP binding; polyubiquitin modification-dependent protein binding; ATP hydrolysis activity. Gene Ontology annotation, biological process: retrograde protein transport, ER to cytosol; mitotic spindle disassembly; autophagosome maturation. NCBI's taxonomy places the organism in Eukaryota, Apicomplexa, Conoidasida, Eucoccidiorida, Sarcocystidae. The coding region runs from base 440 to 2875 and encodes 811 amino acids. Gene Ontology annotation, cellular component: cytosol; VCP-NPL4-UFD1 AAA ATPase complex; nucleus. The transcript is spliced from 15 exons. The record is from RefSeq and is a predicted model, not a curated record.